GAUCAUUCCUACACAUCACUGAGUCCACCACCAUGGCCUCUAAAGCAGUGGCUGUGUUGCUGCUGGUUUACCUGUCAGGAUUUACUUUUGGGAUCAAGCUGGAAGGAAAUGGAUACACUGACAUUCUGGUUGCAAUUAACCCUGAGGUGCCUGAGGACCCAGUGCUCAUCACACAAAUCGAGGUAAUAAAUUAAUUAAGAAAAACAUUAUUUCUCCACUCAACAGGUAAUACAUAUUUUAGGAUAUUGUGAAUGUUAAUGAAUGUAGGAUAUUGCUGUUUUUGAUGUUGAAAUUCAAAUGCUGUAUCUAACCAUAGAACAGACAUGCUGUGAUUGUUUUAUUAAUAAUGAAAGUAAACCAAAAGAUUCAAUUAGACAGUUUUUGUUUUAUUCUAUUUCAUUUGUUACUUCAGGAAAUGAUUAAAGAAGCCUCCAGACAUCUACUUAGCGCAACAGAGAAAAAUUUCUAUUUCAAGGAAGUCACAAUAUUAGUGCCACCAAAUUGGAACAAAAGAAAUUACUCCAGAGCAAAGACGGAGGUCUACGAUAAGGUAUUGAGACAAUCUAAAACAUGCAAAAGUCUGAUUUACACUGAUGUUGGAGUCCUUUGUGCUCAGUUGAAGUCAUCAUUACCACCAUUGACAGAGAAGGAACCUGACUGACAUUCUAUUAGCUUUUGGUUCCUCAUCAUUACAUUUAUUUCAGUUAGUAUUGGUAUUUUAUUAGGAUCCCCAUUAGCUCUUGCAAAAGCAGCAGCUACUCUUCCUGGGGUCCACACAAAACAUGAAACAUGACAUAAUACUGAACAUUAAUAGACAACAGCUCAAGAACAGAACUACAUCGUAGCCACACAUAGCCUACCAUAUCAAUACAUACACACAAACUAUCUAGGUGAAAUAGGGGAGAGGCGUUCAUUCAUAGACAUUCAUUCAUAGGGAAGAUACACUACACACUACAAAAGUAUGUGGACGCCCCUUCAAAUUAGUGUAUUCGGCUCUUUCAGCCACACCUGUUGCUGACAGGUGUAUACAAUCGAGCACACUGGCAUGCAAUCUCCAUAGACAAACAUUGUCAGUAGAAUGGCCAGUACUGAAGAGCUCAGUGACUUUCAACGUCAUAGGAUGCCACCUUGCCAACAAGUCAGUUCGUCAAAUUUCUGCCCUGCUGGUCAACUAUAAGUGCUGCAAUUGUGAAGUGGAAAUGUCUAGGAGCAACAACAGCUCUGCCGCGAAGUGGGAGGCUACACAAGCUCACAGAAUGGGACCGCUGAGAGCUGAAGCGUGUAGCGCAUAAAAAUUGUCUGUCCUCAGUUGCAACACUCACUACCGAGUUCCAAACCACCUCUGGAAGCAACGUUAGCACAAGAAGUGUUCGCCGGGAGCUUCAUGAAAUUCGUUUCCAUGGCCGAGCAGCCGCACACAAGCCUAAGAUCACCAUGCGCAAUGCCGAGUGUCGGUUGGAGUGGUGUAAAGCUUUCCGCCAUUGGACUCUGGAGCAGUGGAAACGCGUUGAACCAAGCUUCACCAUCUGGCAGUUCAAUGCAUAGUGCCAACUGUAAAGUUUGGUGGAGGAAGAAUAAUGGUCUGGGGCUGUUUUUCAUGGUUCAGGCUAGGCCCCUUAGUUCCAGUGAAGGGAAAUCUUAAUGCUACAGCAUACAAUGACAUUCUAGACAAUUCUGUGAUUCCAACUUUGUGGCAACUGUUUGGGGAAGGCUCUUUCCUGUUUCACCCCCGUGCACAAAGUGAGGUCCAUAGAGAAAUGGUUUGUUGAGAUCGGUGUGGUAGAACAUGACUGGCCUGCACAGAGCACUGACCUCAACCCCUUCGAACACAUUUGGGAUGAAUGAGCCAGGUCUAAUCGCCCAACAUCAGUGCCCGACCUCACUAAUGCUCUUGUUUUUUUAAUGGAAGCAAGUCCCCGCAGCAAUGUUCCAACAUCUAGUGGAAAGUCUUCCCAGAAGAGUGGAGGCUGUUAUAGCAGCAAAGGGGGGACCAGCUCCAUAUUAAUGCCCAUGAUUUUGGAAUGAGAUGUUCGAGGAGCAGGUGUCCACAUACCUUUGGCCAUGUAGUGUAGAUUUGCAAUUAUAUUAUCUGUUACAUAACUCUAACUGUAAUAGUAACCGUAACCUUAAUUGUUAAAAUACAACAAGGAAGACAUAAAUUACAAUUUUAUAGUUAAGGGGAACAUUUUACAAAAUUGGACGUUUGUUCAAAAACAUCAAUAUAUAACUCAUAAGACCAGGUAGUCAGUAUGUAAAUAGGCAUGGUAUCCUCUUUUCUAAAGUAUAAGUGUUCUCUAGUAAUUACAAACACUUUGAAGUAUUAUGGCAAAUCUAGUUAUUUUGUUAAUCAUUUGCAUUGUCUCUGUUAUAGGCCAAUAUAAUAAUUGAUGAGCCAAAUAAAUCACAUGGCGAUCAGCCUUACACUCUGCAGUAUGGUGAAUGUGGAUCUGAGGGCCGGUACAUUCAUUUGACUCCUGACUUCAUGCUAGAUGAUGAUGUCGCUAAAAACUAUGGACCCAGAGGUUAGAGGCACCUGCCGUAAACUCUAUCUGCUGUUACUGUAAAAGACCCAACACAGAAAUCCUAUUUGUUGAAUUUCCCUUCUAAAAAUCACUUCCAGGUAAGGUUUUUGUCCAUGAAUGGGCACAUCUAAGAUGGGGAGUUUUUGAUGAAUAUAAUGAAGAAAAACCAUUCUACACGUCAGGUUCUUCAAUCGAGGCAACAAGGUAAUCUUUAUAAUUUAUACAAUUCCAUAUUCAUAUUGUAUCCAUUAAAGGGGAAUUCCAACACACAACAUUUAUGCGUUCUGUAGUUAAAAAAUAUAUAUUUUCAAAGAAUAUGAAAUUCACUGUGAUGAGGGGAGCAGGAAGAUCACUGUUUUUAUUUUUCAUGACAUCAUAAAAUUGCACUUAAUUAGGACCUUCUUAUGUUUUUAACUACAAAUGUAUAAAUGUGCUAUUAUACAUAUGUAGAAACUGGUAUGGUGCUGGAGAUAAUGAAUAUGGGUUGAAAAGGGGUGGAAUUCCCCUUUAAGUGGCUUCAUUUGUCCUUAAAGUUGAAGGAGUUAAAAAAGUUGCAUUUUAUUUUAUUUUUAAUAUCAAACACAUUUUCAAUAGAUUCCGUAUUGUUUGCAGAACAUGGCAAAGGUCCCAGUUAAACUGUACCUGCCCAUUAUUAUUGUCUGUGUCUAGUGAAAAGCAUGAGCUGGCGCACACCAACACAAGUUAGUAGAGGUGCUGACUAAGGGCAAGUAAACUGUAGGCCUGAAGAAGGCACAGUGAUGCCAAACGUUGGUGUUUUACCCAAUACAUGACUGGGAGCUUAGACAUAAUGUGUGACUCUCUUCACUUUUAUAGCCCAUUGUCUAUUUAUGGAUUUAAUUCAGUUUCCACUAUGACAUGCAUCUCCCAACAUCUAAAUUAUGAUGUUUCUUAAAUUAUUGAGACUUUGAGCCAACCAACCCUAUCUGCACAAUCAUUUUAUUGUUAAUUGAACAAUGUUCAUUUCACAUUUUUCAGAUGUACCAUAAACAUUACAGGAAAGUCCAUCAACAAAAAUGACCAAAACAGCUGCACCACUGAUCCUGUGACUGGGUUAUACACCAAAGACUGUGUAUUCUAUCCUGACAUGCACCAGACAACCUCUGCAUCUAUCAUGUAUAAUCAAGGCCUUGAUGCUGUGAGUAGAAGCUUUCAAAGCCGCUGCCCACCGCUGCCCACUGAAGAAGGUUAUACACAUUUAUACCACGGCAUGUUGAAUAAUCGUGCCAAUAUACUGUAUCCUCCAAACACCGGCUUCGAGGGCAUUAUCACUUUUAUACAACGGGUUACCAACAUAUUAAAUUAAAGAUCGACAUAUUUUCAUAAAAACAUUAUUUUGAUGAAUUUAUUCAUACUAUUUCAUGCUUCCACAAGAUAUAGUCCCGACACAAAUCUAGGGUUGCUACCCAAGCUGGCUGGUCAUUCGUUCUAUCGGUUCGGUUGCCAGAGACGCGAUCCAGUUGUUCAGUCUUUUUGUUCUGUAUCUAUGGACGUGGCCCAGACAUUCGUUCUAAAUGUUCCAUUGCCAUACUGGCUGGCAACGUUCUUAUCCAUUGCUUACUAGCUAGCCAACUACGGCUAAUUUACAGUCACGUCAAAGAGUGCAGCCAGAAUAAUGUCAAGGUAGCUACAUUUGCGUUUGCUUAAGCUGUUUUCUAGUGACAUUUAUUUGGAUACAUCCAUAACAAUGAGCUAAUGAUGUGCGAUUUCGCCUGGCGUAGAACAUGUGCUCUCUCGUCAGGACACUGUUGUUCAGAGGAGCUAGCCAACAACACAGCUCACACAAUCACUUCAAACUGAAGCUGGAAAGACUUUUACCUUUUUUCAAUUGACAUUUAUUUUUAUAUAUCCAUAAAAAUUAUGCCAGCUGAUUCAUGAUUUCGACUGGCUGAGAAAUGCUGCUUGGGUGUCUGUCUCCUCCAGACUCCAGACACAUUCAUUACUAUUGGACAACUGGAGAUCUAAUUUGAAUAUUGAAACAAUGUUGUAAAUGUCGGAGAGACAGACAGCAAGAUUUAUACAAAUCUCCCCUGUUGAAAACUAAAUGUUAGUCUAAAAGAAAUGUGAGAUAAUGUCUUUUUAUAGUGGAGAUCAAGUUUAUAAAUUGCUUGGCUGGGCUGAUGAGACAGUGGAUUGCGCAGUCAGAUGGAACAGAGUAAAUAGGCAUUUUAACGUGAUUCGAUUUAGCCGGUGGUAACUUGUGGAAUAGACACCGGCUGGAUUGCGGUUUUAACCAAUCAGCAUUCAGGAUUAGACACAACCGUUGUAUAAGUAAGAAAUAAUCAACUCGGGGCUAUGUGUUCUAUGGAAAAAAUGAACGACGUGGAAUGUGUGUUCCCCGACGUGCUAGCGGAGUGGAACUGACCUUCCACGGAGUUACAUUAUUUUCCAGAGAACGCAUAGAGCCCUGGGUUGAUUAUCCCUUUGAUACCAUGGCUAUAAUUUAAUACAUUUGCCACUAGAAAUGUGUUCAUUUGCCGGUAGAAAUAUGUUCAACAUCCACUGAAGUAGCUAGCAAGUUUACUAGAUAGCUACAAUAGUUGCCGUGGUAACCAAACAUACUUCCUAGCUUGCUAUUAUGAAAAUCGAAUUCAACAAUAGCAAUACUGUUUUCAAUUCAACUUUUGCUUUCAAAAGCAGCUCAAAAGCAGGAUGAUCAACUCGGGGCAAUGUGUUCUAUGGAAAAUAAUGCAACUCCGUGGAAGAUUAGUGCCACUCUGCUAGCGCGUCAGGAAACACACCUUCCACGUCAUCCCAUAGAACACAUAGCCCCUCAUUGAUUAUCCCUAACGUAAUGCAUGUGUAAUGCACAACUUAUCCCAUCCUACCUGUUAAGGUCAAUUUACAGUAAUGACAGUAACACUUGUGUUGUGUUCGCCCUACAGGUAAAAGAGUUCUGUACAAAAAAAACUCACAACACUGAGGCUCCAAACAUGCAGAACAGACUGUGUGAUAACAGAGGUGUAGAGGAAGUUAUCACCUCACUGUCUGUAGAUGCCGGUGUGGCAGUCGUGCCAACACCACCAAGUAUACUACCCACAUUCACUGUGGUUCAGCGACGGCAAAGAGUUGUCUGUCUUGUCCUUGAUGUUUCAGGAAGCAUGAGGGUAUGUAUGUAAGGGCAACGUUUUACAAUCACAGCACAGUCCGGGCAAUGCAACAGGGAAUUUGUGGAUAAAUCUGGUUCAGUAAUAACAUUUAGUGAACACUUUAUUCAUUACUAAUUGGAAAAGGGCUGUCCAGAAAGCAAACAUCAUCAAAAUAGUAGCCAAAAAAAAUGGCACCAGUGUAUCAGUCUUAAAAUUGUGAAUGGUACAGUGGCAACUGAAAUUAAUAUUGAUACAAACAAGUUGUUUUCUGUUUUGUUUUCUCCACAAGGGUCAGAGAAUCCAGACACUACGGCAGGCAGCCUCAUUGUUCUUGAGGCAGAUCAUUGAAGACCAAUCUUUAGUUGGGAUUGCAAUAUUUGACAGCACUGGCAGACCCCUAAAAUCUUUGACUCUGAUUAACAGUAACAGCAAGAGGGAAGAGCUGGUUGAUUCUUUGCCAAAAACAGAUAGUGGUGGAGGCACUCAAAUUUGUGAAGGCCUUAAAGAAGGUUUAAAGGUAAUUUUUUAAAACUAACUUCAACCUUUACUCUGUAAAGAAUUGAAACCUGGAAACACAGAUCAGACGUUAAUAUUACAAUAAUUCCUUAUCCUGUCGAUUAGAUUGAUCAGACUCUUAGAAAUCAGAAACAUCAGUAAGAACCUCAGUUCAAUUUUUCAAAAACGACUGUAUAUACAUUCCUAUUUAAGGUUCUUCAAGGAGAUGAUGGAAACGCUACAGGAGAUGAAAUAGUUUUCUUGACUGAUGGGGAAUCAAAUACACCAAUGGAUUGUUUGACGUUAGUCAAUAAAAGCGGUGCAAUUGUACAUACAAUUUCUUUGGGACCAAAUGGAGACAAACAAUUGCCAGAAAUGUCAAAUAUAUCAGGUAGGCAAUAGCGAGAAGGCAAGUUCUAGAGCUGACAAAUUAUGGACAUUAUUAACCAUUUGCAAAAUAUUAAAUUGCAUGUACUUCAGGCAUUUAGGAAACAAUAAAACAGAAGCCCAGCCACUAGGAUUUGCUAUAAAGCUAACGGAUGGGGCUGGAGAAAUGUAAUUACUCUCAAAUUCAUAGAUGGAGCUUUGGAUACAAGGACUGACAAGUCCAUGAGAUAAAUAUGAUCAUUUUAACCAUAUUAUGAAGCUAUACAUUAUUUGUUUACAGUGGAGUAAAACAAACAUAUACAUUAUGUUGGGUUUUGAUUGGUUAGGCCAGCCUGGUCACUCACCAGAUUUGUAACAAUGCUGUUUUUCAGUUACGGUAUUUGACCCCAUGUUGUUGUACAGUUGUGCAGUGCCUUCUAGGGGCAAUUUCAGUUUAAGUAAAAAGACGACUAUCUGUGGCUGGGAUUUUCGACCAAUGUCAGCAUUCAUUGUGUGAUCAUGUUGUUAGACAAUUGAGCUAAGGUCAUGAGGCAUUUUAAGGUGAUAUUCUUACAGUGCAUUCGGAAAGUAUUCAGACCCCUUGACUUUUUCCUAAUUUUGUUACGUUACAGCCUUAUUCUAAAAUGGAUUAAAUAAUUGUUUUUCCUCAUCAAUCUACACACAAUACCCCAUAAUGACAAAGAGAAAACAGGUUUUUAUAAAUUUUUGCAAAAAUAAAAAACAGAAAUACCUUAUUUACGUAAGUAUUCAGACCCUUUGCUAUGAGACUCGAAAUUGAGCUCAGGUGCAUCCUGUUUCCAUUGAUCAUCCUUGAGAUGUUUCUACAACUUGAUUACAGUCCAUCUGUGGUAAAUCUAAUUGAUUGGACAUGAUUUGGAAAGGCACACACCUGUCUAUAUAAGGUCCCACAGUUGACAGUGCAUGUCAGAGCAAAAACCAAGCCAUGAGGUUGAAGGAAUUGUCCGUAGAGCUCCAAGACAGGAUUGUGUCGAGGCACAGAUCUGGGGGGAAAAAAAGUAUGCAGCAUUGAAGGUUCUCAAGAACACAGUGGCCUCCAUCAUUCUUAAAUGGAAGACGUUUGGAACCACCAAGACUCUUCCUAGAGCUGGCAGCCCGGCCAAACUGAGCAAUCGGGGGAGAAGGGCCUUGGUCAGGGAGGUGACCAAGAACCCGAUGGUAACUCUGACAGAACUCCAGAGUUCCUCUGUGGAGAUGGGAGAACCUUCCAGAAGGACAAACCAUCUCUGCAGCACUCCACCAAUCAGGCCUUUAUGGUAGAGUGGCUAGACGGAAGCCACUCCUUAGUAAAAGGCAUAUGACAGCCCGCUUGGAGUUUGCCAAAAGGCACCUACAGGACUCAGACCAUGAGAAACAAGAUUCUCUGGUCUGAUGAAACCAUGAUUUAACUAUUUGGCCUGAAUGCCAAGUGUCACGUAUGGAGGAAACCUGGCACCAUCCCUAAGGUGAAGCAUGUUGGUGGCAACAUCAUGCUGUGGGGAUGUUUUUCAGCGGCAGGGACUGGGAGACUAGUCAGGAUCGAGGCAAAGACGAACGGAGCAAAGUACAGAGAGAUCCUUGAUGACAACCUGAUCCAGAGCGCUCAGGACCUCAGACUGGGGCAAAGGUUCACCUUCCAACAGGACAAUGACCCUAAGCACACAGCCAAGACAACACAGAAGUGGCUUCGGGACAAGUCUCUGAAUGUCCUUGAGUGGCCCAGACAGAGCCAGACUUGAACCCGAUCGAACAGCUCUGGAGAGACCUGAAAAUAGCUGUGCAGCGACGCUCCCCAUCCAACCUGACAGAGCUUGAGAGGAUCUGCAGAUAAGAAUGGGAGAAACUCUCAAAAUACAGGUGUGCCAAGCUUGUAGCGUCAUACCCAAGAAGACUCGAGGCUGUCAUCGCUGCCAAAGGUGCUUCAACAAAGUACUAAGUAAAGGGUCUGAAUACUUAUGUAAAUGUGAUAUUUCAGUUUUUUAUUUUUAAUACUUUUGCAACAAUUUCUAAAAACCUGUAUUUGCUUUGUCAUUAUGGGGUAUUGUGUGUAGAUUGAUGAUUAUUUUAGAAUAAGGCUGUAACGUAACGAAAUGUGGAAAAAGUCAAGGGGUACAUUCCGAAUGCACUAUAUAUUCAGUGUGGGCCUUUAAAGCAUCACUUUUGACAUCGGCAGGGAUAACAGACACUGCAGUUUUAAUUGUCAACAGAGAAUAAAGCUAUUACAGCCCUAUCAUCUGAUCAUCCCUGCUCUCCCUCAUGCUGUUUAUGUUCUAGGUGGUAAAUUUUUCAGAGCAGAGGAAGGUUUGAAUUCCAAUGAACUUGUGGAUGUCUUCGCUUCACUCACAACAUCUGAUGGAAAUCUGACUCAGCAAACAAUUCAGGUGAGAUGGAACUGCAGGCAAUUAUGUAAAAUACUGAUAAUAUUCUCAGAUGUUAACAUUUUUUUUAUUUCUCCUCAACAGCUUGAAAGCUCUGGAUUGACAACUAGUGAUUGGUUUAAUGGGUCUGUGUCUAUUGACAGAACAGUUGGAAACAACACAAGUGUUUUAGUCCUUUAUGAAAAAACUCAACCUGCCAUCCUUUUAACAAGCCCCUCUGGACAAAUAUAUGAUGAAUCAAAAUUCAAAGCUGACCCUUCAGCAAAGAGUUGCACAAUGGAUAUUCCAGGAACUGCAGAAGUGAGUCUUUUUGUGUGCAUUUUACAUGUUGAAAAACAGAUUUGGUAUUAAUGAACAUGUUUUCAUAGUCUUUGCGUUGGUUUUUGAAUUUGCUUUAUGCCAAUAAUAAUUAAAGUGACACUUUUAAAAAACAUUUUCUAACAAGCAAGCACUUAGAUAUGGUCAUUUUCACGUUUUCAUAAAUUCAUCAAAUUUUGGGAAUAACAUAUAGUAAGGCAUUUGUGAAAAUUCUAUAGCAACAUAAUGUUGGAAAGCGGCCGUGCUUUUGGACAAAUAAUAGACACUGCAGUAAAUAAAACCAUCUGUCUUGUCCAGGACCUGAGUCUACACAGACCGGUGCGCCAUAGCCAAUCACAGCUACUGAAGGCCUAUAUGCAAAUAAGCUAUUUGCCACAUGGGCCUGCCGUCAUUCACUUUGAACUGGACUGUGUGUUUAAAGGCAUUGCAACUUUAGAGCAUAAUAUGUAAAUAUAUAAAUAUCACGGGAGUCCUCUUACAUUUGGGAACUUUACAGUCCUAUUGAUCAAACAACCAUGAAAAGGUAGGCUCUCUCUCCCUCAGUUGCCUAUGCACAUCAACAACAACAAGAUUAAGAACUAAUGUUAGCCAGAGCGAGAUGAGCUAAAAUCUAACGAGGGAACAUAAACCCUCUCAAACUUCUACAGCUAGUUGUCUGUCAAAAUUGCACUGAUAAACAAUCGGGAAUAGGCUGCUCAUCCUUCUGCAUCUUGCCUGUUAAUGCAUGCUUGUCCCAACCCACGUUUUGACAACUGAAUGGUAACUUGCCUGUCUGCCCAUUUGAUCGAUACCAAAUAUAUUGAAAUGACAACUAAGAGAUAUGCUAACUGUGGAUAACAGUCAUUUAAGUUCAGCCUAGCUAGCAAAGCGAUUCAUAUAUUUAUUGCUAGCUAACCAAAUGACACUUGCAUCUCUAGCUGUAGCCUGUAGCCACCGAAAAACGAUAUGAGGGGAAAAAGUAGGUCACCCACCCACUCCUCCAAUGACAUGGCAUCCUCCCAGCAGCUAGCUAGCUAGCUUACGUUAGGCUCCGUGUUUUUAGCUUGCUAAAUAAAUAGCUAGCUACAUAAAGAGAUACGCUAGCCCAAACUAUGCCAUUGUUUGAAAAAUAUGUCCUUUUCAAAUGUCCACUUAUAUACAUAGGAUGCUGUACAGGCCUAUAGUAAAAUAUAAUCUAUUUUUAAAACCUCUUAUAAAGUUGGUUUUGAAGCAUAAACUAGGAAUUUGAUAUUUGUAACUGAUAUUAUGAUUGUCUGUUUGUUUCAUAUCUGCAAGUAGUAAAACAUUAUUUCAAUAGUUGAAUGUCAAAUUGUAUUAAUCAUUAUCUUAUUUACUAGACUGGAAAGUGGACAUACAGCCUUAGAAAUAAACAACCAACACCCCAGGCUAUGUCAAUGACUGUGACAAGUCGUGCUGUCAGUAAAGAUAUAUUACCAGUCACUGCCAAAGCCCACAUGAGCCAACUGUCCAGUGAUGGCAGCAAACCCAUGGUGGUGUAUGCAGAGGUCAGCCAGGAUAAAGUUCCAGUGAUUCUGGCAGAUGUGAAGGCCACAAUAACGCCUGACAGUGGAGUCCCAUAUGAGCUGAAACUGCAAGAUAAUGGAGCAGGUGAGGUAGAACCACAAUGGAGUAGGUGUUACAGGAGUCAAAACCUCAAAUGCUUUUAUUCAUUUAAGUUUGAAAAAAAUACUUUCAGACAUGAUGGCAUCUAUUCAAGUUACUUCAUUAAGAUUAUCUUGCCAUAACAAAUCCUAUUUUUUCAGGUGCUGAUGCUUUCAGACAUGACGGCAUCUAUUCCAGUUACUUCACUAAUCUAGCAACAGGAAAAUACAGCUUGAAAGUGAAAGUACAGAACGAUGAAGGCACAGCCAGAUUCUCCCUCAGGAGACACAGUGGAGCACUUUACAUACCUGGAUAUGUGGUUGAUGGUACAGUAUAUUACAUCUGACACUACAUAUGUUUUUCAUUCAUGAAUUGUAGAUCAUGAUCACUGGUGUAUAAAUGCCACUGAUCAUGAUUUCUCUUAAUAUCCAAAUAUCGUUUAAUGUGAUUGAUCAGUAUCCAUACCUAUGACUAGCCUUAUAACAAUCAAGUGUAUGAUUUUCUGUAGGCAGUAAAUUAGUUGGGAUAUGUAUAAAUUCAUUUGUUUGAUGAAUUUGUCCCAGGACAAGUAGUGAUGAAUCCCCCAAAGCCCCCAGUCAGUGAGGACGACCUGCAGGCUGAUGUGGGCAGCUUCACCAGGACAGCUAUAGGAGAGAGCUUCUCAGUCAGUCUCCCACCUGGUGUCCCCCCUCCAAAUUUUCCCCCUAACAAAAUCACAGACCUGAAUGCAGAGAUAGAGGAGGACAAAGUAGUACUCACCUGGACUGCACCUGGGGAAGACAUGGAUCAAGGCACAGGUAAAUAAUAAUAAAUAAUGAGCAUCUCAUUCCAGAUUUUUUGCUUGGAUUAAAAUCUGUAUUGCAGGCCUAAUAUUCACAAAAUAAUAAUAAUAAUAAAAAACACUGCAACACUGACAUGUACAGUAUUUCACCAAUACUUAUAUUUCAUACGACAUGGGUGCAAAAUGCUAACAAUCAGAUAAUCUGUGUGCUGUCUUGGUGUAUGAUAUACUUACACCUACUUGGCAUCUCUAUUUUUCAGCAACGGCCUAUGAGAUCCGUUUUAGUGAAGAUUCGGACCUACUCAGAUCCAACUUCAGUACCGCACAUCUUGUCACAUACAACCUCCCACCAAAGAAGGCAGGCUCCAUAGAAAAGCUCUCUUUCACUCUCUUCUCAAUCAUAAAAAACGCCACCACUCUGUUCUUUGCAGCAAAAGCAGAAGACAAAGCUUUCCUGAAAUCUGAAACAUCCAACAUUAUUCAAGUGACCAAGAUUGUUCCCAAAGCUCCUGUUCCAACUGAUGCUCCUGGUGGGCCAGGUACAUCAGGCGGUGGUGUGAACAUUACUGCUAUAGUCAUAUCAGUCACCACAGUAACUAUGGUGGCUUGUCUGAUUGCUAGUGUGACAAUGUGUUCAAUGAAAUCAAGGAGAGUUAGUCAUGCUUAAGACAAACUAUGAUUAUAAACAAAUGUAGCUGCAGCUCAUUGAACUGAAUCAUAGCAAACCUUCCUUUAUUUCAGACUGUAGAAAACAUUAAAUCAAAAGUGGAGGGAAAUCAAGAGUUUAUUUCCAAAAUGUUAUAUCCAUGCAUUUUUCACCUUUGUGUUUUUUCAUCAUAAAUGAUUCCUUAUGGGUGCCUUCAUGUGUUUGUAAUCAAUUUUGUAUUCAUAGAUUGUAAAAAAAAAACAAUGUGUUUUUCUGCAAAAUGCUAUAUAUCCAUUGGCUGGAAUGGAAAGUUCAUAUCCUGUAUAUUUGAUUGUGAUAUUAGGUUGUCUCACCUAGCUAUCUUAAGAUGAAUGCACUCUGGAUAAGAGCAUCUGCUA
This is a messenger RNA of Coregonus sp. 'balchen', 12631 nucleotides long. NCBI's taxonomy places the organism in Eukaryota, Metazoa, Chordata, Actinopteri, Salmoniformes, Salmonidae. The record is from the annotation of a GenBank genome assembly.